This is a messenger RNA of Macrobrachium nipponense, 4797 nucleotides long. RefSeq names its product alpha-1D adrenergic receptor-like (gene AdoR). Gene Ontology annotation, molecular function: G protein-coupled receptor activity. Gene Ontology annotation, cellular component: plasma membrane. NCBI's taxonomy places the organism in Eukaryota, Metazoa, Arthropoda, Malacostraca, Decapoda, Palaemonidae. The coding region runs from base 678 to 4052 and encodes 1124 amino acids. The record is from RefSeq and is a predicted model, not a curated record. Gene Ontology annotation, biological process: adenylate cyclase-activating G protein-coupled receptor signaling pathway; G protein-coupled adenosine receptor signaling pathway. The transcript is spliced from 7 exons.
AGGUUGUUGUUAGCGAAGGUCAGUUAAAGACUCAGUCAGCCAGUCACAGUCUGUCAGCCUGGCAGUCAGCAGCAGCAACAGCAGCAGCAGUCGCUUAAGUGACGUGAUGUGAUGUGGUGGUGGUGGUGGUGAGGGCGAGAGGAGGAUACCGUGUGUUGGUGAAGGAGAAGCAGCAGCAUUAGUGUUGGUGGAUGUUUUUUUUUUUUUUUUUUUUUUUUUUUUUGUCGAGUCGUUAUCGGACGUUUCCUCUCUCGACCUGUCAAAGCGUCCUUCGUGGCUGUCUUCUGCGUCUCCGUCGUCGUCGUCGACGUUCAACCUCGAGCCAUGGAGGAGGGCUGGUGCCGUUGGGCACGUCGUCUCCUCCACCUCUUCCUCCUGCUGCCCCUCGUCAGCAGUUGUAGCAUUAAUACAAGGCGCUCCCGGGCGUGCCACGAAUGGCGCCUCCUCCUCCUCCUCCGCAUCUCCUGCUGUUGUUGAAAAGAGUGCACGACGUCGUUGUGGUUCUGUGGUGGUAAUGUCGUCGCUCUGGUCGUCUCUGUCGUUGCUAGAGGGAAGAAAAAGUAAGUUGGUUAAGUGGCGUUUGUGAUAAGUGAACAGAAAUAACGACAGUUCAUUUGCCUACAAAUUAAAAGGAGUCUUUGAGUCUUCGGGCGUCUUGCUGUCGCUCACAGACGACGAUGAUGAACGCGACCGGCACUCACUCGAGCGGCCUAUUGGCAUCGUCGCCUUCGUCGGCGUCAUCCGCCGUCGCCGAUAUCCGAAACUCAAGCGGCGGCGCCAUGGGGGAGGAGGACGACAUCGUAGCUUCCCUGAACCUGCCCUACACGGUGUGCGAAGUCCUGGUGGCGGUGAUGGCGGUCAUCGGCAACGCCCUGACGAUCGUCGUCUUCGUGAAAGAGCGCCGACUUCGUCGCCUUACCAACUACUACAUCGUGUCGUUGGCCCUGGCCGACUUGCUCGUGGGGAUGCCCGGGAUACCCUUCGCCAUCCUGACGUCGGUGGGCAUCCCCCACAACUCUUACAUGUGCCCUCCGAUGCUCUCCCUCCUGUUGAUGCUGUGCACCGUCUCCAUCUUCUGCCUGGUUGCCGUCAGCGUCGACAGGUACUGGGCCAUCCUGUACCCUCUGCGAUACUCCAGGGUCAUGACCGCCAAAAUUGCCAGACGAAUCAUCCUGCUGUGUUGGCUAGCAGGGAUCUUCCUGGGCUUCCUGCCCCUGAUGGGGUGGCGGCAGGAGCACGAGGGCGGCUGCUACUUCGUCAAGGUCAUGGACUACAAUUACCUCGUGUUCAUCUACUUCAGCACCAUCGUGUUCCCUGGCAUCCUGAUGGCCUUCUUCUACACGCACAUCUACACAGUCGUCCUCAAACAGACGAAACUUUCAGUCAAAUCGGAGCACGGGACGCUUCGGCAGAUAGCAGCCCAGGAACCUCAAUCGGAGGCUGGGUCAGUCUGUACCCAACACGGAGGCAGCCAGAGGCAGAGGCCCCACUUCCUCGUCAGCCGAAAUCAGAGCCGCUCCCAAUCUGAGGUCAACAGGUGUGACUCCCGUAGGUGCAGUACCUCGACCAACGUCGUCCACCAGCCGCCAAUUCCGAGGACUUCCAAACUUUGGCCCCCUAAACCCUUCACUCGCCGCUGUCUCCACCCCCUAGACUUUUUCCAGCACUCUUCUUUGCGUCACCUGGGCCCUACAUCACCCAGUGAUGAGGGCACCACCGACACUACUCUCCGUACCACUUCUCCUUCCUGUCAAACCCUCCUUCACUCCAACCAUCGAAAUCAUAAUCAUCACUACCACCAACAAACCGUCCACCAACAGCAUUCAUCACUCUUUGAUUUACGCAACCACCAAGAGGAGAGUCUCCACCACAGCCUUCUCCGCCACAAUUUUGAAGGGGCUUUGAAGAGGAGCUCUGAGGAAUUACGAAGCAAGUCCACGAGGACGCUCGCUGAGGACGAGAGAACAGCUCUCGGAAAAGAGGAAGUCAAGAACCCCGAAGGGACCGAGAAAAGAAAGUGUUUGUUGUCGAACUCACAAGAGCCCUCUAGGAAUCAGAGUAAGGAGGCAGAGGAGGAGUUGGGUGAGAAGGAAGAAGACGCUGAAGAGAAGGAGGAGGAAGAGGAGGAUCUCUGUGCCAUGACACCCAUGAUCAGGAUAAGCAAAGUGAAACCAGAGGCUGAGGGAUUGGGAACCCCUUCAGAUGACCUGACCUCAGCGAGACCUUUCAAGAACGACAAGCCCGCGAAGAGAUUCUUGGGCGACCGAACUCCCGAGAAGUCAUCUGCCUGUACUAAAGACAACCAUGGCUCUCGAAGUCCCCGAAGGAGUGAGGACGCGGGGUCCCGUCGAAGCAGUACAUUGUCAUACGUACUGUACCAGGUGACCCACGCCAAUAAACGUGAGGUGAAGGCUGCUAAGAGCUUGAGCAUCAUAGUGCUGUUCUUCCUGAUCUGCUGGUUUCCUCUGUACACCAUCAACUUUGCCCAGUCAUUCUGCCCAAGGUGUACUCUAGUGACGCCGGAAGCUAUGUACUUCACCAUCAUCCUGACACACGUCAAUUCGGCUGUCAAUCCUUUCCUCUACGCUUAUCACAUGAAGGAUUUUCGUCACGCUCUGAAGACGUUCAUCCUAGAGAAAAUACUGAGACGGAAGGCGCAGUCUGAGCCUCUCUCUCAUAGGAGUUUGGUGUCCCCUCACCAUUCGACUUUGUACCGUGUGGCUGUGGGAGGGGGUUCUCCACAGCUGGCGAACUUCCACACCCCACACACACACAACACUCCUAUUCAAAGCUCGUCAUCUCCAGUUGCUGGGACCCCAAGUGGCAACAGGUCACGUUCGUCAACUCUUGGUAGCUACGGGCACUGGUUGCAGUCGAAAGGCGUGUCCUCGACGGUGUCUCUGGGUAAAACUCCAGAGGAUAAAGAUGAACCACUGUGUCGACCGAGGGCUGCCACCAUUACCUCGCACACGUCUCCAGCCUCUGUGCAUUCAGCAGAAGAGGCGUGUCUGAAGAAGCCCUUGCUCUCGGCGUCCAACUUGCUGACUUUAACUCACGAAUCUUGUGGUGGUGGUGAAAUCACUGAGCACCAAACAGUUUCUUCGUCAUCAGAUGCUGUAACUAUAAAUUUCAGUGCCACGGACCCUACAGAAGUUGUCAUUGGUUUUGAUCAGUACAGUGAUGGGCUGUCAGCCAUCACAGACGAUUCAUUUGAUCAACAAGUGCGAGUCAUCCCUACCCUCCAGCUAAAUGAUUCCAAGUUGCCACCUGGAAAUACAACCCCUCUCUCAGAUGCUUAUCAAAAUUCAACCACCCCUUUAACAGCAGAGAGUUCUUUGGAGUUUGUAAGGAAAAUUGCUGAUUCCACUGAACUUAGUUCUGCAUCUGGUGGUGACGAACUUGCAUUUUAUUCAAGAAAUAUAACAAGUGAGGCCACGUAUAACAGGCCUAUGGGAAGAAAUGCCAACUGUGAGAGCGAAUGCCCUUUGGGAUCAGCUAAGUGUUUAUCAGAUCACGAUAUGUGCGACCUUGAACGCAGUAUUACUGAUGAUGGCAAAAGGUUGAGUGAAUCAACGUUAAGUCAAAAUUGUUUGACACGUGAAAACAAACCAAAUGGAACGGACCAUUCCAUAAAUUCAAGCGGUGGCAAAAGAUUAGCAGCUUCUGAAAUAAACGUGUCUCAGAUUCCCAACGGGACUGAGGACAACAUUACCUCGAGUUCGACUGGUAAAUACGAGAGUACCAAUAACUGUGAUGUUUUAAGCAAAAGAAAAGAGAGUGAAAUCAUGAGGUUGGAGGAAACUCCUAAACAGCCUCGAAAACAUGAGGCUACAACGGACGAGUCCUCUCCCCUAUCUCAGGAGUUUUACAGAUACCUACCAAAAAUGUUGCGUAAAAAAGACGAGAAUAAGAAAAGCAAAAGUGCAAGGACAGGGAAGGGCUGGCUUUCCAGCAUGAUGAGAAACAGGUCCUAUCACGGCCUCUCUGUGGAGGUGGCAGGGUCCAAACAGCUUCCAAGGGCUAAGAGCAUUAGUGGUGCAAUGGACACGUAGCCCAACUCAAGUCAUUUAAAAACUACACUGAAGUUUCUCCCUUGGAACGAUGUAUAAUUCCCAUGGAUAAUAAUAGUUCUUACUGUGAACUGAGUCUCUAGUUGUUUUACCAAAAAAAUAUGCUAGUUGUAAUUUAAUCCUAAGGAUUUGUGUUUCAUGUCUGCACGUGUGUCAUGAUGUAUUGCUAACUGCAUUAUUGUUUAAGAAAAACUUUGUUUUAUUUCAAAAUGGUUUCAGGUGCAAUCUACUGAUGCCCAAGAGUCAAUAACUUAAGGAAGUGUAACUUCAUUAUUCACUGCAAUGUACGCUGAUGUAUUCCAUGACUGGAACUAUAUAAAAAAAAACGUAAUAUGCUAAUUAAUCCUUUACUGAAUGGUGUAAACUAGUCAAAUAAUGAUUCCUUCAAGAUCCAGAGCCCAAACUUCAAUUUUCAAACGCAUGCCAACCAUUUAUUAGUAUAUUUUCAUUGUUUAACGCUGGUUUACGAUUCAAAUGCCAUUUUCUUUUUUGAAGUCUUCUUUCUGGAAAGAUUAAACGAUAGGAAACAUGCACAAAAAAAAACUUGGAAUAUAUUCAUUGUGAGGUGGUGCUUUCAAUGCAGUCUAGUCCUACAUUUGGAAAAUACUCAUGAGUUACCUGACAAAAUAUAACAAUGGAAUUCAUUGAUGUGCAAAGAUGAAUAAAAACCCUAUUUGCCGCAAUUGUGUAAUGUACUAUUUUCUGUAUGAAAAAACAUCCCUAUGGC